AGUGACAAAGGCCCAGACUAAUUACAUUUUUACAUAUAAAAGGCUGCCUCUAUCCACUCCUACCCAGCCCCUGUUUCCUCCUAAACACUGGGCUCCACAUUCACAGGGCUCCAAGGACAAUUCAACCAUCUCCUCAGGGUAUCACUGGAUUAAGGAGUUAUUGCUGUCUUGUUAUUGUGAGAUCUAAUCGCGUGGACACAGGAUUGUGCCAAUUAAUAUUUAACGUGAGGCCAACACACUGUUGCACAACAGCCUUUGGGAUAAAUAGUGGAUGGCGGUGAGGCUGGCAAAGCCUUCCUCGGAUGCUAGCUGAGACGUGUCCCUCCGACGUGCCCGGGUGUGGCAUCACAACCAUCUGCAUCUCAGCCGACUGACUCUCAGGUGGGCAGUGGGAGACCUCUGGCAUCGUGGAGUCACCAUCAGGCAUCGUUUUUCUUCGACCCCAGUUCCCACACGGUUUCUUUCCAUCUGAAGAGGACGGGGUCCAAGCAGGAUGCAGUACCCCCUCUGCUUCCAGCCGACAUCCGUUGGGCUGUGGGCCAUUCUCUGCCUUGUUUUCGGGGCCACUGUCGUCUCCUGUAGCUACCCCUGUCACGACAUCGGCCCAUCCAGUAUCAAUUUCCUGUUCAAGCUGUACCACCGGCUGGCUUCCAAAUCCCCAAACUGCAACAUCCUUUACUCACCAGUGAGCAUCUCAUCUGCCUUGGCGACCCUCUUGCAAGGGGCCCAAUCCAACACCCAGACUCAGAUCUUGGAGGGUCUGCAAUUUGAUCUCACGGAGAUAUCAGAGGACGAGAUCCUCAGGGGCUACCAGUGCACACAAAUCAACCUCAAUUUGCCGAGUGGGUUACCGAACACGAAGAUGGGGAGUGCUCUGUUCGUCGACCCUGGUGCAUUGCCAUCACCAGAUUUCAUAGAUGAGACUGCUGAUGUAUUUGGAUCCGAGAUCAUUUAUGCAGACUUCCUGGACCCUGAGGAGGCAAAGCAUCAAAUAGACGAAUUCAUCAAGGAGCAGACACUUGACAGGAUUAAGGAUGCGAUCCCCAGGCUGGAGAAUUUUACCUGGCCAGUUCUCGUGAGCACCCCAUUCAUCGAAGGACCUCGGUUUGGUCAUCUGUCUCAGAGGGAAGAAGAGUUGGUGUCAAAUCCCCAUUUGAGAGCAAGCAUUGUCCAGGACGUGGUUCACAGUCGACCUGACUACCUUCUCGCUUCUCAUCAGAGAAGGAUCACAGUGAGACAUGAGAAUAGUAUUCUCAGCUCCUCCCACUCCCAAAGGGUCAUCAUCGACUCCAAGUUGAGCCCUGUGAGAGACCCUGUGGCAUCCCAUCUCCUGAGAAAGAAGGUGUCUGUAGCCCGGGACUCCCACCAUGGAGCAAGAUCGAUGGUGGUGCCUGGGGGCAGGGAGAGGGCAGGGCUGGACAGGACCACGGAACCAAAGGUGAAUGCCAGGGUUCAUUUUAAAAUUUGCCCAGGACCUGAUGUCCUAGGGGAUGGCCAAAGGAUCACGACACCUCAACCAUAUCUCUUGGUCAACCAGGACCCCGGGCCCAGAUGAUUCUGACAUCCUCUAAACUGGAAAUGUCACCACCCCUCACAAACCCCACCGAGCCAGGUUUCGGCCUGGUCUUUCCUGUAUGGGUGAGAAUUUUAACUAGUUAAUGUCUCUGACAUCAUGAGGGGUCUGAUCUUAUAACCCACUCAUGGCCCUCUCCCAUCUCUUCGAGACAGGUGCUGUAUCUUUUGGACAGGUCCUAUCUCCCAAUCUCAACCUGCCUGAAUUCAUUGUCUGGGCCCCAUAUGUGGCCAUGUUGCCAUGGCUGCCAUCCUCCAAAGGGCAGUUCCCCCACCCUGACGUUUCUUUAUCUCCUUGUCUGUCUCCCAUUCAGGCUGAACUUCCCAGAGUCACACACACAUGUUGUGGCAUGGGGAUGGAAGGUGACCAUGGGGGUGACGUGGGUGCUUC
Molecule: messenger RNA, 1963 nt
Organism: Tachyglossus aculeatus (Australian echidna)
Lineage: Eukaryota; Metazoa; Chordata; Mammalia; Monotremata; Tachyglossidae
Product: alpha-1-antiproteinase-like
Exons: 3
Coding region: 494-1555 (353 amino acids)
Biological process (GO): negative regulation of endopeptidase activity
Molecular function (GO): serine-type endopeptidase inhibitor activity
Source: RefSeq, a predicted model, not a curated record